Messenger RNA from Ordospora colligata OC4, 480 nucleotides. RefSeq lists its product as uncharacterized. NCBI's taxonomy places the organism in Eukaryota, Fungi, Microsporidia, Ordosporidae. The coding region runs from base 1 to 480 and encodes 159 amino acids. The transcript has a single exon. The record is from RefSeq and is a predicted model, not a curated record.
AUGAACAAAGGAAUGCCUUCGAAGGUAUCUCUUGUGAAGGCAGUUGAUGGACAGAUGGAGCCUGAAAACCAGUCAGAUAAUUGGUGUCGCCACUUUGGAACAAAGACUAAAGGAAGACUUGUUCUGAAUGCGCAUGAAGUGGAGUACUUGAAUGGCAAUAAUGAAUCUAAUUGUUGUAUUAUGACGAAGGCUUACUUCUUCAUUAAGAGCAAUUGUUGCAAUCUUCUUCUUGAUUUGAACGGCGACUUUAUGCUGUAUAAAAAGCACAAGAACUUCAACCGAAAAAAGGACAAACCUAUGUGUUCUAUGAAAUUUGUUGGCAGUGAUGAUGCAGCAAGAGAUGCUAUUGGAUGUAUUGGAGGAAUAUUGAGCAAAGAAAGCCUUGGAUUUUGUGUGCUAUCUGAGUCUCAAUUUACGUUUUUGAAGGUGACGAAGAUGGAGUGUUUAGAUAUGAAAACACCAUUAAAGUUAAAGAAGUAG